AUGAACACAUUCGUUUCCUUCCUCGCACUCACUUGUGUUGCAAAUGCUGCGGUUCUUCCCCGCGACAGUCUCAAAAUUGUGAUUGGUAACGAUGAUGGGUGGGCGACGGCCAACAUUCGCACCUUUUACAACACGCUCAAAGGUGCUGGAUACAAUCCACUCAUCUCUGCACCGGCGAGCAACAAGUCUGGCUCUAGCGGUAUCGAGUUCCCGCCCAUUCCGCUCAUCACUGCUGGAGAGUUCAACACCAUACCUGCUGGUGCACCCGCUACUGGUGCUGAUCCCAAGGACAAGAACAUUUACUAUGUCAACUCGUUCCCGGCGACGGCGAUGAAGUAUGGUAUCGAAGAGUUUGCCCCCAAAGUCUUUGGUGGAAAGCCAGACUUUGCAGUCACGGGUGUCAACGUUGGAGAUAAUUUGGGCCUAAAGACGCAGUUCUCGGGUACCGUUGGUGCAGCGGCAAAAGCUAUCAGCUACGGCAUCCCCGCCAUCGCAUUUAGUGGCGUGGGUGGCACGCAGCACGUAUACACUGAAGCCGAUCCAGUAGCAGACGUUUACGCCCAGGUAGCCACGAAGCUAGUCAACGCCGUCAUUCAAUCCGGCGCGCCAUAUCUUCCUGCUGGCGUGGGCCUUAACGUCAAUAUUCCCGACGCGAAAGAUUGUCCCAAUGCCAGCGACUAUAAAUUUGUCCUCUCGCGUAUCAACACGGAUAUCAAUCCGCUCACGGACGACGUCAACCAGUGCUCGACGAACCAUCUCCCAACGGAGUCGGCUGUCAUUGAUGCUGGAGGAUGUAGAGUACCCGUGUCGGUGUUCAAGGGAACGACCAAAUUGGAUGUGGACAAGGAUACGCAGAAGCAGGUCCGCGAUCGUUUGGCUGGGCUUUUGACGUGCUUGUAG
This is a messenger RNA of Serendipita indica DSM 11827, 900 nucleotides long. Lineage: Eukaryota; Fungi; Basidiomycota; Agaricomycetes; Sebacinales; Serendipitaceae. The record is from the annotation of a GenBank genome assembly.